CGUGCCUGUGAGUUUUGUCCCUACCUGGCAUCCGUAUCAACUUGGUCAAUCCAAGAUGGCGGCCACCGCAGUCAGAAACGAUCUUAUAGACAAUGACCUUCCCACAGCUGUGCGUCUUCUCAACAGUCUCACAGAACAGGUUGCUUCAGUAACAAGUCAUGUUCGGGACCUGAUAAAGAAAGUCAGAGAGAAAGAGUAUCAGACUUCUAAGGGUUUGUCUUUUUUGGACGUGAAAUAUCAUAUGUUACUGUUUUACCUUCAAGACGUCACCCAUUUGAUCAGUUUGAAGACAGAAGGAGAAAGUCUGAAGGACAACAGCGCUAUCCACAGGCUGGUCACCAUCAGGACGGUUUUAGAGAAGAUGCGUCCCCUUGAUCAAAAGCUGAAGUAUCAGAUUGAUAAAUUAGUGCGGACGGCAGUAACAGGCAGCCUUGCUGAGAAUGACCCUCUACAUUUUCGGCCUAACCCUCAGAAUCUGGUCAGCAAGCUGAGUGAAUCAGAGGACUCUGAUGAUGAAGGCGAAGGAGGAAAACCAAAGGGGCUAAAAGAGCCCUCAUCCAGCAGGAAAUACAUUCCUCCUCGAAUUGCUCCAAUGCAUUAUGAUGGAGACAUGACAGAAGCAGACCGGCAGAAGGAGCAGAUCGACAAACAGAAGAGAGCGGCACUCCGCAGCUCUGUGAUCCAGGAGCUCCGGCAGCAAUACAGCGAUGCUCCUGAGGAGAUCAGAGACCGCAGAGACUUCCAGACCGAACGGGAAAGCAGAGAGGAGAUGAACAGGAAAAACUAUGAGGAGUCCAUGUUGGUGCGUCUCAGUACGCCGCGUGAGCAGAGAUUCAGGAAAAGAGGAAUGGUGGGAAUGACGUCACAGCUGAGCAGCAUCACACGAUUCAGUGACAUCACCGCCCUGACCGGGGGAGAAGCACGGGAUACUGAUAAUCCAAAACCCAAGAAAAAGAAGAAAAUGAUGAAGAAAGGCAAAAAGAAAGGCAAGUAUUUGUUUUGUGUGUUAUGUAAUGUAAAUGCUUUCAAAAAUACAAGUGUCCAGUGUUGUGUAUUAAUAGAUAUUCUAUCUUUUCAGUUGUCAGGAAGCACAAGUAAACCACUGAUGCCAAGAAGACGGUUUAAGAUGAAUUACAACAAAACGAUUCUUUUUAAAAUAAAUAAAUAAAUAAAUCUUCCUUUU
Messenger RNA from Carassius carassius (crucian carp), 1183 nucleotides. RefSeq names its product neuroguidin, EIF4E binding protein (gene ngdn). The record is from RefSeq and is a predicted model, not a curated record. Lineage: Eukaryota; Metazoa; Chordata; Actinopteri; Cypriniformes; Cyprinidae. The transcript has 10 exons. The coding region runs from base 56 to 1168 and encodes 370 amino acids. Gene Ontology annotation, cellular component: small-subunit processome; nucleolus. Gene Ontology annotation, biological process: maturation of SSU-rRNA from tricistronic rRNA transcript (SSU-rRNA, 5.8S rRNA, LSU-rRNA).